Messenger RNA from Phragmites australis (common reed), 2173 nucleotides. RefSeq names its product vicilin-like seed storage protein At2g18540. The transcript has 5 exons. The coding region runs from base 92 to 2173 and encodes 693 amino acids. Lineage: Eukaryota; Viridiplantae; Streptophyta; Magnoliopsida; Poales; Poaceae. The record is from RefSeq and is a predicted model, not a curated record.
UGGGCCAAGUAGCUGAUAGGCGCGCACAUCUCAGGAGCCACGACACUACAGUUGCCACCGCCUUCCGUCGUGACCAGGCCACGUCUCGCCCAUGCACGGAGACACUGCCACGGCCUCCCACGUCGCACGCUCACACCACCCCCUGCCCAGCUGCUUAUCAAGCGCCACCACUUCCCAAACCACAACCCGCGCGAGGACCGGGGAGGCAAAUAUUCUAGCUACGGGCAUGGCGGUGGCGACUGCUCGGUGGCUCCUUCUGCUGCUGGCCAUCUCGGCCGCGGCCGCGGCCGCGGCAAACGAAAGAUGGAGGCAGAGCAGUGCUGUCGGUGGCCAGGUGGUCGAGAAGGAGAGGCGGAGGGUGGUGGCGGCAAGUGAGGCCGGCACGGUUACGGCCGUGGACGUCGCCGACGCGGCGGGAACGGUGUACCGGCUGCACUUCAUCACGAUGGAUCCCGGCGCGCUGUUCCUGCCCGUUCAGCUGCUCGCUGACAUGGUGUUCUACGUUCACAGUGGGCGGGGUAAAAUUACUUACAUAGAAGAAGGGAGCAGUGAACAAAGUUCCCUGGCGGUGGAGAGAGGAGAUGUCUACAACUUGGAGCAGGGCACCAUCUUGUACAUCCAGAGCUACCCCAAUGCCACGAGACAGCGUCUUCGGAUCUAUGCCAUCUUUACUAGCGAGGGCAUCAACGCAGAUGACCCCUCGAAGCCGACGGUGGAAGCGUAUUCCAGCGUCAGCAACCUGCUCAAAGGAUUUGAAAUCGAAGUUCUUCGACUGGGUUUUGGGGUUCAACGAGAAGUGGCAGAAGCGAUCAAAUCGUCGAGGACCCCGCCAUCGAUCAUACCUUACAACCCAGAGGAGAAAGAGGACCAAGAGAAUUCCAACUGGAAGGAGGACAUCGUUGAUGCGCUGUUGAGAGUCCGAGACCCGGAGGAGUUCCUGAACAAGAAGAAAGACAAGCACAAGCACAAGGGCAAGGACAAGAAGUCCAAGAGCAAGACGUUCAACUUCUACUCCGGCAAGCCCGAUGUCCAGAACUGCUACGGGUGGAGCAGGUCGAUGACCAACAAGGACCUCGACACCCUGCACGGAUCCAAUAUUGGCAUGUUCAUGGUGAACCUGACCACGGGUUCGAUGAUGGGGCCUCACUGGAAUCCGAAGGCGACGGAGAUCGCCAUUGUGACCGACGGUGAAGGGAUCGUGCAGACGGUUUGCCCAAGCAGCAGCCUAUCGGGUGAGAGCAGGGGAGGCCACCGUGGCCACGAGUGGGGUGAACCGGGUGGCCGUGGCGAUGAGGACGAAGGCGCCCGGUGCAGGAACUCGGUGUUCCGGGUGCAGGAAGGCGACGUGUUCGUGGUGCCGAGAUUCCACCCGCUGGCGCAGAUGUCGUUCAACAAUGACUCGUUCGUUUUCGUCGGGUUCAGCACCGACAUGGGGCAGAACCAUCCGCAGUUCCUAGCGGGAAAGCAAUCGGUGCUGCAUGCCAUUGGCAAGGAGGUGCUCGCGCUGUCGCUGGGCCAGGAGAACUCCUCCGCCGUGGAGCAGCUGUUGUCCGCGCAGCGCGACUCAACCAUAUUGUCGUGCAUUUCGUGCGCCGAGGAGUUGGACCAGAAGGCGGCGGAGGAGGAGCGGAGACGGCGGGAGGAGGAAGAGGGGGGAGGGACGGGACCGGGGGAGCGAGAGGAGGAAGAGAGGAGAGAGCAGGAGGAAAGGGGGAGGAAGGAGCGAGAGGAAAAACAAGAGAGGGAGGAGGAGGAGAGGGCGAGGAGGGAGCAAGAGGAGCAGCAGAGGAGGGAGAAAGAGGAGAGGGCCAAGAGGGGGCAAGAGAAGCAGCAGAGACAGGGGGAAGAGGAGACGGAGCACAAGGAGCAGCAGAGGAGGAAGCAAGAGGAGAGGGCCAAGAGGGAGAAAGAGAAGCAGCAGAGGGAGGAAGAGGAGAGGGAGCACGAGGAGCGGCAGAGGGAGAAGGAAGAGUGGGCAAGGAGACAACAAAACGAAGAAGAAAGAGCGAGGAGGAAGGAAGAGCGGAGGCAGCGGGAGGAGGAAGAGGGUGGUGGCGGAGGUGGAGACGAGCCGGAGAGGGAAGAGGAGGGUGAGGGAGGCGACGAUCGCUUGUCCAAAAAACUGAAGAAGCUCUACCGUGUCAGCAAGGGAGGCGUGUUCAGUAGUGGCUGA